Molecule: messenger RNA, 4899 nt
Organism: Lolium perenne
Lineage: Eukaryota; Viridiplantae; Streptophyta; Magnoliopsida; Poales; Poaceae
Source: RefSeq, a predicted model, not a curated record
CACGUCCCAUCUCCUCUUCCUACCAAAGCACGUCUCCUCCUCGUCUCUUCCAAUCCCGUCUCCUAUUUUCUUCUUCUCGUCCAAAUGAACAGGCUCCUGCUCGGCGGUGAAGCCUCGCCAGAGGAAGGCGCAUUGGGCCUCAAUCGGCAGCGGGAGCAGGGGCUCUCACUCUUGUUUCUUCCUUUCGCGUCUCGCGGAUGAGGGCGUGCCUAUACGGAACCGAGGAGGGGAGCUUAUGAGCCCAGGAGAAGGACUACUGCCGCCGUCGCAGUCCCGAGGUCGACAUAUCUCGCCCCUACGCAGCCCCGAUGCGCCUUCCUCUGGCGGCCAGGUUAUCCCCGCAUUAGCUCGUUGCAGCCCCGACACCGGUGUACUCCCGCCUAGGUUCGUCGUUUUUCACCUGGGCGACGCGAUCUGGAGGAGUAGAACGUGUGGUGGAGGCAGCAUCAGCCACUUGCAGGGAGGGAGAGGACCCCCCAGCCGUGAGGUCCAUGGCCACUAGAGAGUGGGAUAAUCGAUGUGCCAUUGACUCGAUGCCGGGACUGAAACGGAAGAAGGAUGAGAACCAGCUGAAAUGGAUUGAUACAAAGCCGCCCCCACUUCAAGUAGAUGUGUACCACGUGCACCUGCACAUCCAAGGUGGCCUGGCCGCUGCCGGCUGAUGCCUUGGCCGCCAAAGUAAUCCGUUAGAGUGUCGGGAUGAGCCCCCUUCCCAACUUAACCGGUGACCUGGGAAUCUUGGUGCACUCUUCGAUCAUUGGGGUGUCCUUGCGCGCAUCGUUGAGGCAGAGGACCAUCUUGUCGACAGCCUCAGAUUCCAUCAGUUAUUGGAGGGCAUUGGCCUCGAAGGUUGUAUUGUUCAGGUGGAAAGUUUGUCUAUGAAUUCUGUCUCCACAGCCUGAUACUAGAGACCUGCUUUGCACCUUGAGUUUGUACCUAGGUACAUUGGAGUUAUAAUUUUUGGAAAGCCAAGUAAAUAAAUCUGUAGGUAUACGUUCCUGACCUUCUAGAUCUGUGUUAAUUAUCACUUCCUCACAUUGUCACCAGGUAAGCAAGUGCAUUAACUAUUUUGUGCACUGAAUGAGCUAUCUGUGCUACUUAGUAAUUAUGCAGAAUGGGUUUAGUUUUAAGCUGUUUUUCAGUGGAGAAAAUCCUUGUUUGCGAUAGCAUAUAUAUUAUGAAAAUAUAGUAGAAUAUGUAAGCAUGCAGGAUUACCGCCCUUUCAUUUAUGCUAAAUUGAAGUGCAUACAUGGCAUAUUGAAACCUCAAGUCAGUCAUGAUUUUGAAAGAAUUUUCGUGAGACUAUAUAUUUAAAAAGUGUCACUGAAUCCUUUAAUCUGUACACCAGAAAAACUUUAGUAAUCCAUACCGUAGCCUCAAACAUGAAGCUGUCAGCAGACGUAUCCUGAUUUAGGUGCAGGAUGAAGAGUCCAACACCUUAUUCUUUAAUGCGGAAUCUUGUCCAUGAGAUGGCUUUACUGAGUUCAUAAUUUGACUAAUAUCCUCACUAAGGAUCCUGUAUUAUUAAGGUCCUUGGUUGGGUAAGGGUCUGAAAAAGGGCAGGGAUCUUAGGUUGUUCUCUGUCGUGUAUACCUAGAGGCUCUAAGAUUCAAAAAUAUAAAUUAUAUGAAGAAUCUAGAGAACUUGGGUUAUUCUUUGUUUAUUCAGGGUGCAGUGCCGUGCUUAUAUUUCUGGCCUCCUGAAAAGAGUAUCCAGUAUAACCAAUCUACUACUGAAGAUAAGAGUGUUAAUUAUUUGAACUGCUCUAAUAUAAAUCUACACAUCUAACUAAUUAGGAGGCAACACUAGGGAUCCCAGUAUUGUUGCAAAUACAUUCUAUCCUCAUAGAAUAUGACCGUUGGGGUCCUGUCUGGUGACGUCGGGGGCGAUCUCGCUGCCGGCGGAGAUCUCGCCUCUCAAACGUCGCCGGCGAAGGCUGUCCUCUCGCCGUCUCCACCAUGGACACCAUUGACGGUUCAGGUCUCACCGGGGAGUUUCACCGGGAGCCGUUUUUGGGCGUUACAGGUGGACGAUGCGGAGGACUCUGACCUCGAUGAGGGGAUAGAAGAAGAAGGGGGAGAUGAUGGGUCGCCUGCAGGGUCAGGCAGGUCUGCUACCUAUCUCUGCCGCACUCCGGUGCCGGUACAGGGUACGGAUCUCGUCGAGGCGCCGUCUGACCUGAAUAGGAGACAGAGGAAGCGGCUUCGGAGAAGAGAUGAGCAGCGCAUGGCAACUCGAUCGGCACUCUUUUUCUCUAAUUGCAAAGGUAUGAAAACGACUUCCUCGAUGCCUUUGGGCAAUCAGAAGAAAUCAGAUGUUAUCAAGAAUCCAAUUCUUGAGCCUUCGGUUUUUCUGGAUGAAAGUCAGGAUGGUUGGACAGUAGUUCGUCGGCGACGUUGGUCGCCGGCGUUCGACGACAACCUCCGAGAUCUGGCGAUGAUGCAAAAUUUAAAAAUUAGUGAUGCGGGCCAAGCCGGGUUGCGGGCUUUGGUCAACAACACUGCUGGUUCCUUCGGCCCAAUCCAACCUCGAAAAGGAAGGUCUGGUGAUCUGUCGGAAGAUUUGCGGGAUCCAAGGAUAGCCAAAGUCGGAACCAAUACCGCGGGUUUUGCGUUUCGUAGAAUCUUAGGGCUAGCCUGGAAGAAGUGCGCGGCGGCGGCUCCGGUUGUCCCACGACGCCGAGUCGAGGUCGUCAUGAAUGGAGAUGGUGGCCGGGGCGGUUUUAAUCCUGGCCGCGGUGCUUUUAACCGCGGUAGAGGAGGCUUCGGGGGUGGCCGCGGUGACUUUGGCACUGGCGGCCGCCGCGGAGACUUCGCCAAUGGGGGUGGCCGUGGUGGCCAUGGCAAUGGCGGUGACAGGGCUGGUGGACAUGGUGGCUACGGCGUUGACAGAGGUGGAUACGGUGCUGCUCGCGGUGGUUUUGGUAACCCUCGCGGCGGCUUUGCUCAGCGGGGUCGUCACCAAGGCCCUGGACGUGGAAACUAUGGGUAUGGUACUGGCCGAGGGUACCAGAACAACUUUGGAGGAGCUGGUGGAGGUAGGAAUUUCGUUCAAGGUGAAUCCAGUACGUCAGCUGGGUCUGAUUUCAAUGGAAAUUGGGCAGGUGGCAAUGGUGCAGAUCAGAGGGGAGGAAACUUUGUAAGCAACAAUAAUGGAUAUGGUGGAAACUAUCAGCGAUGGAAUUCAGGCCGAGGUGGGUCUUUUGUCAAUCGGAACAGGGGACAGGAAGUGGAGGGUGCUAGGCGAAGCGGCAUUGACGCUGAGCUUCUACAGCAAACGGUACAGGCAGUGGUGGCGCCAGUUACAGCGGCGACUAAGGCAACCGAGAUACCUGUGGUGCCUGUCUCCGUGGUUAGUGCAGGGCAGGAUCCAGUACAGGUUUCGGUAGAUGGUCAGUGUGGGGAGGUGCCGGAUGCGGUAUCAAAGCCCACGGAUGUGCAGCGAGAAGGAGGGCCAGAGGGUUCUGAGAUGAUAGCAACAGACAAGGAGAACGAAGUUCAGGGAGCUUCGAAGAAGAAAAAGGAAGAUAAAGCUGGUUGUUUUCGGUGUAAGAAACCUGGACACUAUAUUGAUGACUAUCCCACACCAUACUGUGAUAUUUGCGAGUCUGUCCAUCAUGUCACUUCUGCUUGUCAUUUGCUCAAUGCACCAAAACCAACAGCUAUUCUACAUGGUUAUGCUAAUGAGGCUUUGAUGUUUUUCGAGCUUGCAUGUGGUGUGUUUAAACCAAAGGCAGAAAAUCCCAAACUGGCGAAGGUGACAGUUGAGGGAGAUAUCCUGACUAUACCUGAGAUUAUAGAGCAGCUCAAGAAGAUUGUACCAUCAGAGAAAUUUAUUUGGGAGGUUUUUCACCUCAAGGAGAAUAUUUACAGAGUCAAACUUCCUAGUAAAUUAGAGGUACAGAGACUGAAGAACUUUGGCACAUAUAUCUGUACAGACAAGGAGUCUCGCUUGACAUUUGAUGCCUGGUCUUCUGUGGAAGAGCCUCUUUAUAGGCUUCAGGAGGUUUGGGUAUGGGUGUCUGGUUUGCCAUCGGAUGUUAGAUCAGAUUACCUUGCCUUAUGGGGAGUUGGAACUUUAUUUGGGAAGACAUUGGAGGUGGAUAUGGCUUAUACGCGAAAAAAUAAAGUGCUCCGGACCAAGAUUGGCUGUCUAGAUCAUAGACUUAUUCCAGAAGAUAGUGAUAUGUUUAUCAGGAGGGGAUUUUAUAAAUUACGUUUUGAGGUAGAAGUUGAGGAAAAGUUGCAAGAAGUCAAUAUGGUAGAUGCUGUAGCUGAUUUUGAUGGUGAUAAUGGAGCAAACCAGGGAGAAGGGAAGAGGGGAAAUGAUCAUGAUAUAGAUAUGACUAACAAAGAUAAUGACUUGGCUGAGGGAUCCAAAAAUAAUGAUCAUGAUGGUUCGAGUAAUCAUAAUGGGGUGGAUGGUAUGCAAGAGCAAUGUGCUUCUCUAGAGGCUAUUCAAUUUGGAUCAAUGGAUACAAAACUAGCCUCUCCAGGUAACCUCCAUGAUGCAAAAAAUUUGGACCAAAAUGACUUUGUUUUCUCUCCUAUAUCUCAUAUUCAUUUUAGUACACUAAAUGACAAUAUGGACGUGGUAUCGCAUGCAGAUUUCCUUCACAGAGGCUCCACCUCGGGAUCGGCGGGUCUCAGCAAGGUCAGCGCUGGGCGGCGGGCUGUCAUUGGACAGCAGCUGCCAGAAGCCAGCCUGGCGCAGCAAGCAGCCAACGACAAGCUGCAGGCUGGCCGACUUUCGCCAGGACUGAAGCCGCAUGCAGAGAGGUUGUCCCCGGCUGGGCGCUGGAUCUUCUGUGCAGAGGAAGGCCAGUUCAGCGUAUGUACCGACGCAAUCCAGGCCACAGAAGAUUGGCACUGGCCUAUCAGCUGUGCAUGCGCCAUGUGA